Schistosoma intercalatum is the source of this 1041-nucleotide messenger RNA. The record is from the annotation of a GenBank genome assembly. Lineage: Eukaryota; Metazoa; Platyhelminthes; Trematoda; Strigeidida; Schistosomatidae.
UUUCAAUUGCCGUGGUGUACACGUUGGCUCUGUUGUUGCUUUGUAAUUUGAUCUUUGAUCCCAACAACUGUAGUAAAGCUCAACGAAAUGUCAAGUCACAGUGCUUCAUGCUCAAGUGACAUUUCAGUCGACCUAACCGAUGCCUUUCGAAGUAUGAUACUGAACAAGCGUUUCGUCUUCUGGGAUGAUUUUGAAAGCGCCUUAAAAGAGUUCCAAAAAACUACUUAUACUCGUUACAUCCACACAGAGAGCAGAUUGCUGAAGGAUGUCAGGUUCAAAUACCUGUUUGUAUCGUUUAAUUGUACGUUUGGUCAUAAGAGGAAAUCGGAAGGUUUGAAAGUGAGGCAAAAAUCGUCUAAAUUCCGUAAUUGUCAAUCUAAAUUUCGUGUAAGACUAGAGGAGCAAGGAUAUGUCAUCAAAUCCUACAACAUGCUCCACAAUCAUCCAUGUAGUAGUUCAUGGAUGGUAUGUGAUCCAUUGACAAGGAGAUUAUCGUCAGAAGAAAAAGAGAACUUGAAGCCCGUAAUACUUCACUGUGAGUCAGCAGAUGAAGUUAUCGAAAGCAUUAAGGAGAGAACUGGUAAGCAAGCAACUGCUGCCGAUGUCAAAGGUAUGAAAGCUACACUCUCCACUGGUAAGUGUAUAUAAAUAUAUUUCAGGUUGUUUUACUCGGAACCAGGUAAUGGAUAUGCUUAGACAGAGAGGCGAAGUGAAGGAACAUUUAGAAAAUGGAUAUGCCACUAGAAUAUGUUUCAGUAGUUCUAACCAAAUACAACUGUACAGAAAAUAUCCAGAAGUUGUGUGCAUUGAUUCUACGUAUAAUACUAAUAAUAAAAAGUGAAUAUGUUUAUCGUUGUAUUUUACUAUGUAGAUAUUCCUUAUUCCAGUUAGUAGUGACGGAUAAUUGCGGUCGAGGUCGAACUGUAAUGUUUGCAUGGACUCUAAGGGAAAAGCGUGCUGAUGUUAUAUGGAUUCUAGAUCAAUUCAAAGAGAUAAUGGGGGAUACAAUGUUGACUGAAACAUUUGUGAUGGACUGCGCAA